Molecule: messenger RNA, 877 nt
Organism: Triticum dicoccoides
Lineage: Eukaryota; Viridiplantae; Streptophyta; Magnoliopsida; Poales; Poaceae
Exons: 2
Coding region: 290-679 (129 amino acids)
Source: RefSeq, a predicted model, not a curated record
AUCGAGUGGUCAUGGGGAUGCGGAUUUUUAGAGCAUCUGUGCCGGGGCCGCGUUAUCCCAGCGGUAGAAUCUUUUCACUGUAUCUCGAGAUGCCCGACAAGUAAGCCAGUUUUGUUGAAACUGUCACUGUGGUAGCAGGCUAUUACCGUCGCUGUGGUCACGUAGGUACUGCACUACUGCUCCAUCUAUGGCUCAGUGUAGCUUUGUCUUCCACCGCCGCCCCCUCCCCUGCUGCAAGCCCGUGAACACAUCUGACUCUCUCUUCUCUUGCUCUUUGACUUAUAGCUAGAUGGAUGGGCCGCAGGGCGGCGAUUCGAUGGCGCCGGCGCUCGGCUGCAACAUCAAUCCGGCGGCCGGCCAUAGGCUUCUGAAUCCCCUUUUCGUGUGGAUUUUGUGCCGGACCACAGAUUCAACAUCGCCACCGGCAAUCCAAUCUUAUCUGGUGUGUGUACUACUCCAUCUUGUACUGGAAGAAUCAGGAGCACACCAGCGCCCGAGCAGUAAUGGUGGGAAGCCGUGCGUCUGCUCGUUCAUAUCUCCCAAGAACUUAUCCUCCUCUACCGACGGCGGCUGGGCGGAUUCCGAUAUGGGACUCACGCCGGAGUCGCGAGUAGCUGCUUUAGCUGAAUUCCCCUCCCCCGCCGCCCAGCAUGCUAGAUACAAGGGGGGACGCAGAUGAAACACAGAGUCACGGGCCGCCUCCUGUAGUGUCCGAUAGCGUUUGUCCUUAUCUCGGUGUACAGUGCCCUACGCUAUGUAGUAGGUGGAUCACGUCCCGGGUCACAACUAACACGCACCAUAUAACCGUGGCCUGUGAAUCUUACGGAAACGGCUGGCCCAGAUCCCCGUGUAUAUGGACAUACCAGAUAAGCGGGCC